Messenger RNA from Athene cunicularia (burrowing owl), 2228 nucleotides. It is a transcript of the gene SYNJ2BP, whose product is annotated as synaptojanin 2 binding protein. The coding region runs from base 504 to 911 and encodes 135 amino acids. Gene Ontology annotation, molecular function: protein binding. NCBI's taxonomy places the organism in Eukaryota, Metazoa, Chordata, Aves, Strigiformes, Strigidae. The record is from RefSeq and is a predicted model, not a curated record. The transcript is spliced from 4 exons.
ACAGUGGGGAAUAUGCUCUCAUAAUCUCUGGUUUUCCAGAUUUUGAAUUCAGUCUGUUCCUCUGGAUUUCAGUGAAACAAAAAGUCUUAAUCUUUAAGUGAACUUUAAUUCAGCAUCUGAUUCUAGCUAGAGAUCUGUAAAUGAGGCUUACUUUAAAGAACAUCACAAAACAUAACAAAAAUGUGGACAUCAGCUUUGUUUAAUGUAUGUGUACUCCUUUUUGUUUUGCUUUAAAUCUGAGAACUUUGUCUUCAUUUCCUGUCGUGUUUUGAAUUCCUGAAACAGAACAAAGUAAUUACACACAAUUUGAAGUAGCUGCCUUGAAGUUAAUCUUAUUCUUGGGGGUGAAGGAUGCCAGUUCCAGCUCCUGAGAUGUGGAAGGGUAGUCUUCUGAGCUCUAGGUGACCUCCGACUGGUCACCCAGCUCCGCUUGCCUGUUUCCUCAUCUGUAGACAGAGUCUAACACUCCUUGCCUUUCCUAACUCUGUUUCCCAGCUCAUGAAAUGCUCGUUAGGCAUGAUUUCUUGUUGCUGAAAGGGCUGGGCUUCAACAUUGUUGGUGGGACAGAUCAGCAGUACAUUUCCAAUGACAGCAGCAUCUAUGUCAGCCGGAUCAAAAAGGAUGGGGCAGCUUACCUUGAUGGCCGGUUACAAGAAGGAGAUAAAAUUUUAGCGGUCAAUGGCAGAGACUUGAAGGAUUUGCAGCACAAGGAUGCUGUGGAACUGUUCAGGAAUGCAGGCUGUGACGUGUCUCUGAAGAUUCAGCGCAGGUUGCAGCCACAAAAUGGCCCUGUGGGUCAUCGGAGCGAUGGAGAAUCAGGUGGGCUUCCUCUAGCAGCCAUUCUUGUGCCAGGCCUGGCGCUUGCUGCAGCAGCAGUCUGGAUCUUGCUGAGGUAUCGACAGAGGAUGUGAAGAGUUCACGUUUCGGAUAUCACUGCGUAUUUUACACAGCGAUUAUGUAAUUUAAAGAUAGAGAAUCAACGAUCUUAUCACAGACUGAUGUCAGAAAGGAUCAUUGCCUAUCAUAAAGCUGCUGCUGAUGUUCUUUAUAUAUUGAUUUUGUUGCAGGGUGGAUGGAAGCAGAGAGGAAAAGGGGAAGGGCGGUGACUGUGUUUAUGUAUAGAGUGGGAUAGCUGGUUUUUUGACUAAUCUGAGGAGGUUUUGCCAUCCUCCUCUGUUUUGCACCAUGAACUUUGAAACACUCAUCUAUACCAUGUUUUAAGAUGUGACUUUUGGUUAAAGGGAGUAGGGGUUGGGGUGGUUUUAAAUCAAAAAUAUUUACUACAGGCUUUGCCUUGUUUCCACUGAAUUUUUCUUGAAACUAAUGAUCCCUGUCUGAACCAUGAAUAAAAAGAAGCAAUGCAGAGGGUAUAUUAUUUUUUCCAUUGAAUUUUUGUUGGUUGUUGCUAAUUAAAUGCCUUAAGAAAAAUGUCUAAAACAUAAUCUGUGGUUUCACAGGUAAAGUCAUCAGUGUAGCUGCUGAUUUAACAGUAGUAUACACAGUGUUGGUGAGUUAUUCUACCAGUUCUGGAAAGACAAAAGAUAGCCUGCUGCUAGAAAAAGACUUUGUCAGAAUGAUUGCUCAUUCUUGGGUCAGAGUUGUAAAAGAAAGCUUUCCACAAUAUGCUAGCAUACUUGGAGAGAGACAGGCAGACAACUGAAUCACAAGGAUGAGCACUGGCAAGAGAUCUGGGCAUGCUAAGGCUACAGAAGAGUCUUUAAAUUAGUAAUGAAGCAAUAAUCCCUCCAGUCAUCAAGUGGGUUGAAGUCUGCAUCUCUCAGGUUAAAGGUCUGUUUUGGGGGUUAUUUUUUUGUGUGAGGACUAUUUUAGAUACAAGUUUUCUGUAGCAGCUAACUUGCUGUCUGCAGUCACAAAAUCUUAGGAUGAUUGAAAGGGAGAAGCCGAGAGCAGGCUGGGAUUGUCCUGGCUUGUUCUUGUUUGUGAAGACUGAUGUGAUGUUCAGGAGACAGGCUGGCAGGUGUAAGGCAGGGUGUAAGGCUUAGUGUGUAAAACCAAAGGGAGAGACCCUGGCUCUGGAAAGCAUGUUGCAGAAUUUACCUGCAGGGUCUCAUCUCCUCACUGUGAUUUGAAUGGUUUUAAAUGCCUCAGCUGACAUGAGCUCUGUGGGGUAAAACCUCCUUCUCUUGUCUCCAAGAAAUCAAUGUGUUUUGUUGUUUUUGUAAAAGAAAAGCAAAAUGCAUAGUCUGUUCUGUAUGAUGCCAAAAAAA